UUCCCCACCUCCGCUCUCCGUCCCGGCCCCCGCUGCCGGAGACGCUGCGGAGGGAGCGAGCCGUGCCCUCUGCCAUGGAGGCCCGGUACAACCUCAAGAGCCCGGCUGUCAAACGUUUGAUGAAAGAGGCUGCAGAACUGAAAGAUCCUACAGAUCAUUAUCAUGCACAGCCUUUGGAGGAUAAUCUUUUUGAAUGGCACUUUACUGUUAGAGGCCCUCCAGAUUCAGAUUUCGAUGGAGGGAUUUAUCAUGGGCGAAUAGUACUACCACCUGAAUAUCCCAUGAAACCACCCAGCAUUAUUUUGCUGACGGCCAAUGGCAGGUUUGAAGUGGGGAAGAAAAUUUGUUUAAGCAUCUCAGGGCAUCAUCCUGAAACGUGGCAGCCUUCGUGGAGCAUAAGAACAGCUUUACUCGCCAUUAUUGGAUUUAUGCCAACCAAAGGUGAAGGAGCAAUAGGAUCUCUAGAUUAUACACCAGAAGAAAGAAGAGCUCUUGCAAAGAAGUCACAAGACUUCUGUUGUGAAAUGUGUGGCACAUCGAUGAAGACAGCCCUUUUACCACUAACAUCCGGAAGUGUGUCAAGCCAGGCGGACAAGGAGGCUAAAGAACUUGCCAGACAAAUUAGCUUCAAGGCAGAAGUCAAUUCAUCCAGGAAGUCUGAUGCUGGACCCUCAAACACGUCAGGAUUGAACCACUCUGUUGCUUCACGUGAGCCCCAGCAGGAUGGUGCAGCUAGAGCAUUCCAGGAUCCAACAAGUGCAAUGUCUGAAACACAGAAUAGCAGUGCAGCGGCCAGUCAAGAGCAUACUCCACCUGUGUCCACUAACAUGUCUAUGAGUCCACGGCAGCGCCGUGCCCAGCAGCAGAGUCAGAGACGGGCUCCAUCUUCAACUGAUUUUAAUCGGGUACAGCAACCAAGAGUCAACAUGAACCACACUGGAUCAACUGUUCUGAUUGUCCUUCUGACUUUUGCAUUGGCAGCUCUUAUAUUUCGUAGAAUAUGUUUGGCUAACGAGUAUAUAUUUGAGUUAUAAGGCUGUUUGUCAAAACAGCAGUGACUUGAAUGCUUCGUUGAACAUUCUGUGUUGGGUAUGACAUGAGAACUGUUUACAAAGAUUACUUUUUGUAUUUACGCUUAAAUCCUUAUGAAUGUUAAUGUACCUGCAGAUACAUUACUUGUGAGAAAAGCAAAGUUGGACAUUUAGCUACAAGUGUUAACUGAGUGCCCACUAGAUACUUGGAGAAACAGUGCAGUGGAAUAGUAACAUUAAGGCGUGUGGGAGGGGAGUCAAUCUGAGUAAUUUAUUAACUAAAAAAAGACAAUUUAGGAAAAGUGGUGGAUUCACUUUUUUAUGGAACAUAAUUGCAAUUAAUCGCCCUAAGUUAGUAUAAGAGUUGGCACUGGAAAGGAAUUAUAACAUUAAACACUACCAUGUGUUUUUGUCCAGUGAACUCUUAAUUUAGAGGAGAUACAGUUUUGUAACCACUUUUACUUACCAUGACACAUUUCUAGAAGGGGAACACGUACAAAUUGGUUGUGUUGCUGCUUUGUGUGUGUGAUCAGGGGAAAGGAGUAGGGGAGGAAAGAAGGGGCCAGAAAACUACUUGUACUGUUUUGAUUUUUAUUUUUUUGGAAGAAAGAUUGGAGAAUCUCUUGCAAGAUUUGAAUGUCCUCUUCUAAUACUCUCAAUUGUAUAUCUUGGUUUUUUUAAAUUUGAAGAUUAUAUAAAACAUGUCUAUUCUUGCAAUAGUUAUAAAUAUGUAAUAUAAUUAUUUACCAAGAGCUAUUGUCUUUUAAUUAU
Messenger RNA from Gavia stellata (red-throated loon), 1802 nucleotides. It is a transcript of the gene UBE2J1, whose product is annotated as ubiquitin conjugating enzyme E2 J1. Lineage: Eukaryota; Metazoa; Chordata; Aves; Gaviiformes; Gaviidae. The record is from RefSeq and is a predicted model, not a curated record. Bases 75 to 1034 code for a protein of 319 amino acids. The transcript has 8 exons.